AUGUUAUCAUUUUGUCCAUACUGUAAAAACAUGCUCCUUGUGAGCAAAUCAGAUUCCGGUCUCUACAAGAUGAGUUGUCCGUCAUGCCCGUACGAAUUUCCUAUAGAAGGAAUUGAAAUUUACGAUAGACAGACUCUACCACGUAAACAGGUUGAUGAUGCACUGGGAGGUGAAGGUGCAUGGGAUAAUGUGGACCAAACAGCUAUCCAAUGUCCGAAUCACGAAACAUGUGGUGGUGAGAAAGCAUACUUCUUUCAGCUGCAGAUUCGUUCCGCAGAUGAACCCAUGACCACUUUUUACAAAUGUGUAACCUGUGGGAACAAGUGGAGGGAAAACUAA
This is a messenger RNA of Eremothecium cymbalariae DBVPG#7215, 339 nucleotides long. RefSeq names its product DNA-directed RNA polymerase III core subunit RPC11 (gene RPC11). Gene Ontology annotation, molecular function: zinc ion binding; DNA-directed RNA polymerase activity; nucleic acid binding. Gene Ontology annotation, biological process: termination of RNA polymerase III transcription; DNA-templated transcription. The record is from RefSeq and is a predicted model, not a curated record. NCBI's taxonomy places the organism in Eukaryota, Fungi, Ascomycota, Saccharomycetes, Saccharomycetales, Saccharomycetaceae. Gene Ontology annotation, cellular component: RNA polymerase III complex. Bases 1 to 339 code for a protein of 112 amino acids. The transcript has a single exon.